AUGUCUGAGUUCAUUCCGUUCUGGGCGCAACCCAGCCACCCUGGUCGUCUUCAGGUCCUGAAAGGCGACGAGCCAUACAAGUCUGCUGCCCGCUCCCUCAUCUCCCUUCCCGCAGGGGCAGUCUUCGCCAAAAUCUCUACCGCAACGUUGGUCGAUCACACCACCUACACAUCCGUUGCCACCGGGAAGGAUUCCCGCAUCGAGCUCAACUCCGACCUCGUGUAUUGCAACCAUUCCUGCAACCCAAGCUUGGUCUUCGACAUAACCCGGUUCGAAGUUCGCGUUUCAGAGGACCGACCUCUAGCAGUUGGCGACGAGUUGACCUUCUUCUAUCCGAGCACGGAAUGGGAGAUGGUCCAGCCCUUCCGAUGCGAGUGCAGCGCUGGUCCCGAUAAAUGCCUCGGUUUUAUUGCAGGAUCUUCCAAGAUCGAACCCUCUGUUCUUGCGAGAUUCUGGCUGAAUGAUCAUAUUCGGCAGCUUGUGGAAGUUCCGUCGGUAGCCGACAAACCUUCGUACUUGGUGGAGGCGCCUGUGGUCGAUGGCACUGGGGCAUGA
Aspergillus steynii IBT 23096 is the source of this 555-nucleotide messenger RNA. RefSeq lists its product as uncharacterized. The transcript has a single exon. The coding region runs from base 1 to 555 and encodes 184 amino acids. The record is from RefSeq and is a predicted model, not a curated record. NCBI's taxonomy places the organism in Eukaryota, Fungi, Ascomycota, Eurotiomycetes, Eurotiales, Aspergillaceae.